This is a messenger RNA of Didymodactylos carnosus, 300 nucleotides long. The record is from the annotation of a GenBank genome assembly. Lineage: Eukaryota; Metazoa; Rotifera; Eurotatoria; Philodinida; Philodinidae.
AUGAGAAUUGGUGACGUUUUGCUAGCAGAUGUGACUGAUGACUAUGACAAAAACAUUUCUGAGGAUGAUGACUCGAGUUCGGAUUCUGAUCGCGCCAUUGAUGUUUCUGAAACUGAAUCCGAUGAUACAUCCACUGAUGAAUAUAUCUCACAAGACAAUGACUCUGACACUUCUGUUAGCAGUAGUGAUGAGGACAAUGUUCACCUAACGAAUCAACCUGAAGCAUUGGAAAUAGAUGGUGUUGUGUGGUCGAUGCAACAACUACAGCUCCUGGACGUUUUCGUGCCACUAAUGUAUUGA